Molecule: messenger RNA, 1923 nt
Organism: Bipolaris maydis ATCC 48331
Lineage: Eukaryota; Fungi; Ascomycota; Dothideomycetes; Pleosporales; Pleosporaceae
Source: RefSeq, a predicted model, not a curated record
AUGGCACAUGUUCAGGAAAUGCCUAGUGAGCAGGAGUUGAUCCAGAAAUAUCAGAAAGAACGCGAAAAGCGUAUUGCAACAGAUGUUAUAGACGACUACGUUGAUCUCAGAUCAAAAGAAGCUCAAGAUCUUGCCAAGGACCCAUGGGUAGAUUGGAACGCUCCGGCGAUCCAGGACCCUCCCCUCAAGGAUGGAAGCAGGGUAAAGUUCUUAAUCAGUGGGGCUGGGCACGCCGGCCUACUUUACGCUUGUCGUCUGGUCGAGGCUGGAUUCAAUGCAAAGGAGAUUGUAUGCGUUGAUAUAGCGGGUGGAUUCGGCGGCACCUGGUACUGGAAUCGGUAUCCUGGGAUCAUGUGUGAUAUCGAAGGCUAUAUCUAUCUUCCUCUUCUAGAGGAGACCGGAUACGUUCCCAAGCAUAAAUACUCAAUGGGCGCUGAGAUUCGCGGUCAAAAUGAGCGAGCUGCAAAAAAAUUCGGUAUCCGGGGCCAGUUUUGUACAAAGGUUGAGUCGCAGAUUUGGGACGAAAACAAACGGAUUUGGGUCAUACAGAUGACCCGUACCCUGGAUACAAAUGGCAAGACUGAAUCUCUAACAUGCUUUGCGGAUUUUGUCAUCAUUGCCGGCGGCGUACUCAAUAUCCCAAAGAUUCCCAGGCUCCCAGGUUGGGAAGAAUUCAGAAACAGCAAACGUGUCUUUCAUUCAGCUCGCUGGGACUACGAUUAUACUGGGGGUACCCAGGAGCAGCCAGACUUAGUCAACCUUCAAGACAAGACAGUUGCGAUAGUGGGUACAGGUGCAACUGCAAUCCAGAUCAUGCCUGAAUUGGCCAAGUGGGCGAAGCAUGUGUACGUUGUUCAGAGAACGCCGUCAUAUUGCGGAUAUCGCGGUAACUGCUUGACUAAUGAAGAGCACUUCAAAAACUUAUCAAAGGAGAAAGGAUGGCAGAGAGCCCGGCAAACCAACUUUAAUGCAUGGGUCACCGGCAAUCCUGAAGGAUACGGACCAAAUUUGGUGAAUGAUGGCUGGACCCACACUCCAGCUGGCCAAGGUCUUCUAGGCUCAUCUAGAAAGACGGUUCAGCCACAUGAGAUUGAAGAACACAUACAAGAACUCCAUCGGAUUGACCGGCCGCGUACCGAAUCCAUACGCAAGCGCAUCGACGAUUUGGUUAAAGAUAAAGAAACUGCUGAGAAGCUGAAGCCAUGGUAUGGCAGUUGGUGUAAGCGCCCUACGUUCCAUGACGAGUACCUACAAGCAUUCAAUCAACCCAAUGUUACUUUGCUAGACACUGAUGGAAAGGGCCUGAAGGCAUUCUCUAAGAAUGGUCUAGUGAUUGGUGACAAGGAGUACGAAAUUGACGCACUGAUCCUCGCAACUGGAUUUGCUCAUAGUACUGGUCUGGAUAUCUCUAAGAAACUUGGUGCACCUAUUCAAGGACGCAAUGGGGAAACCAUGUCAUCUAGGGCCAAUACUACGGACAACCCGCCACUUUUUGGACUUGCGUUCCCAGACUUUCCAAAUCUUUUUUCUCCUUUUGCCCAGGGGGGCUCUUCUUCGUGGAAUCUCACAUCCAUGUACGACGUUUCGGCAAGAUUUGUAGCGUCCAUACUCAAGCAAGCACAUACGCAGGCGAAAGACGGGAGAAGGAUAAUCAUUGAAGCAGAUCCAGAGGCUCAAAAGAAAUGGGGCGAUGAUAUUGCUAAAAGAUCUAGUUGGUUCGGCGCCUUGCUUACUUGCACGCCAACCUACUUUUAUGGGGGGCUCGAAGGCCUCAAGAUGUCGGAAAAAGCGAGCAAAGAGACCUUGGCAAAAAAGGCAAGGACAGCAGCCUGGGGCGGGGGUCCCGUCGAAUUCAAAGAGAUGAUGGAAUAUCGGGCAGCUAACUUAGGUACUGAAGGGUUUAAAGUUAGUGUUGUAGCAUAG